AUGUUAUUCAUUGUGAUUGUGAUAUUUGCUAGCAUUGGUGUUAAUUCACUACCACCUAUCAAUUUUACAGAUACUGUAUUGACAAAUCGAAUGAUUGAAGCAUUAAGCGAAGCGCUUGUAGCUCAUGAUGAACCAAGAUUAACACCAUUUUAUCAACUCCGACAACAAUUAAAACAACAACAACAACUCUAUCGACCUCACUUUCCAGAACAACAACAACAACAACAGUUCUAUCAACCUCCGUUUUCAGAACAACAACAACAAUUUUAUCAACCUCAGCUUCCAGAGCAACAGCAACAGUUAUAUCAACCUCAACUUCCCACACAACAACCACAACAAUUUUAUCAACCUCAGUUUCCAGAGCAACAACAAUUCUAUCAACCUCAAUUUCAAGAGCAACAGCAACAAUUUUAUCAACCCCAGUUUCCAGAGCAACAGCAACAAUUAUAUCAACCUCAACUUCCCACACAACAACCGCAACAACAACAAUUUUAUCAACCUCAGCUUCCAGAACAACAACAACAACAACAACAACAACAACAACAACAACAACAACAAUUUUAUCAACCGCAGCUUCCAGAACAACAACAACAACAGCAACAACAACAAUUUUAUCAACCGCAGCUUCCAGAACAACAACAACAACAACAACAACAACAACAACAACAAUAUUAUCAAACUCAGCUUCCAGCGCAGCAGCAAACAUUUUAUCAACCGCAGUUUCUAGGACAACAACAACAAUUCAACCAACAACAGUUUUUAGAACAUCAACAACAACCACCACAACAACAACAUCAUUUUAAGCAACCGAUCCAACACCACCAGCUGGCUGAAUCACAAGGACAACAACACCCAAUCCAACAGAACCAAUCGCCUGAACCACAACCACCACCGCAACAGCAACCAAACCAACAGAAUCAACUGCCUGAACCACAACAGCAACAACAAUCAACCCAACAAAACCGUCUACCUGAAACACAACAACAACAACAACAACAACAAAAUCCUGGUUAUACAGAUAAUCGAGGUUACUAUUACCCAUAUCCAUAUCAAAAUGUCAACUGGUUCAAUUUUCCUUAUGUAUGGUCUUCUGCAGCCAGUGGUCAAUUUGAUCCAACAGUACCACUUGCUGGUGUUGGUGCUCAAUCGACUGGUAGCAGUACUAAUAAUGAAUGUCCAGUAGGUUUUUGUCCACGUGGUGGUACUUGUUCACAACUUUCAGGUCAAUGGCAAUGUGCAUGUGGUGCAAAUGGUUGUGCUGGAAUCCCAAAUCCAUGUGGUAUCUACGGUCGAUACUAUUUUCCUUAUUAUCCUGAUGCAUCACGAUUUAUUCAAUGUGAUCAAACUGGUGUUUUCUGGAUUCGUAGAUGUGCUCCUGGAACUAUUUUCGAUCCUAAAAUAAGUGUUUGCAAUUAUCCACCUGUUGUUGUCGAAGCUGGCAAAAAAUAA
Molecule: messenger RNA, 1449 nt
Organism: Rotaria sordida
Lineage: Eukaryota; Metazoa; Rotifera; Eurotatoria; Philodinida; Philodinidae
Source: the annotation of a GenBank genome assembly